Molecule: messenger RNA, 951 nt
Organism: Vicia villosa (hairy vetch)
Lineage: Eukaryota; Viridiplantae; Streptophyta; Magnoliopsida; Fabales; Fabaceae
Product: auxin-binding protein ABP19a-like
Exons: 1
Coding region: 117-752 (211 amino acids)
Cellular component (GO): cell wall
Molecular function (GO): manganese ion binding
Source: RefSeq, a predicted model, not a curated record
AACAUGUUGAAGCAAUUCAAUAGCAACAAAAAAUAUCCACUCCUCCCUCUAUUAUAUAACAUAACUAAAUUCACCACAUAAACACACACAGCACAAACAACCCUAUCACCAACAAAAUGAAGAUGUUUCUCACUAUCUCCUUCUUCAUUUUCUCUCUCCUUUCCCUCUCUCAUGCAUCAGUAGUAGAUUUCUGUGUAGCAGAUUACAAUUUACCUAACGGCCCGGCCGGAUACUCUUGCAAAACACCCAAAAAAGUAACCGCCGAUGACUUCGUCUUCCACGGCCUAGCCACAAGUGGAAACACCACAAACAUUAUCAAAGCCGCCGUUACACCUGCAUUCGACGCACAAUUUCCCGGUGUAAACGGCCUUGGAAUCUCCAUUGCGCGUUUAGAUUUAGCUGGAGGUGGAGUCAUUCCACUUCACACUCACCCGGGUGCUUCGGAGAUAUUGGUUGUCGUCCAAGGAACAAUCUGUGCUGGUUUUGUUUCCUCAGACAAUACUGUUUACCUUGAAACACUUUACAAAGGUGAUGUUAUGGUUUUCCCACAAGGGUUAUUGCAUUUCCAAAUUAACAGUGGUGGUUCUAAUGCACUUGCUUUUGUUAGCUUCAGUAGUGCUAAUCCUGGUUUACAGAUAUUGGAUUUUGCUUUGUUUAAGAGUGAUUUUCCUACUGAGUUGAUUACUCAAACUACUUUCCUUGAUGCUGUUGUGGUGAAGAAGCUUAAGGGUGUUCUUGGAGGUAGUGGUUAAAAAAAUGCAUGUUGAUGUUCAUGAAAGAGUGAGGAUUAUGGAUUAAAGAUUAGUGUGUUGUGUUUCAGUUGUUGUUGGAUUUGUUUCGUUGGGUCGAGUUUUUUGUUUGAAGGAAUGUAACUUUAGAAAUUUGAGACAAGAAAUGAAUAAAUUGUAUGUGUAUUUUCUUGAAUAUUUGAAUUUUUUGUGUGCGGGACUC